Messenger RNA from Sclerotinia sclerotiorum 1980 UF-70, 978 nucleotides. RefSeq lists its product as hypothetical. Gene Ontology annotation, cellular component: nucleus; mitochondrial inner membrane. NCBI's taxonomy places the organism in Eukaryota, Fungi, Ascomycota, Leotiomycetes, Helotiales, Sclerotiniaceae. Gene Ontology annotation, biological process: apoptotic DNA fragmentation. Gene Ontology annotation, molecular function: nucleic acid binding; single-stranded DNA endonuclease activity; metal ion binding. Bases 1 to 978 code for a protein of 325 amino acids. The transcript has a single exon. The record is from RefSeq and is a predicted model, not a curated record.
AUGUAUUCUACACGAUCUGAAAAAAAACUUCAAGCAGCAGCAAGCUCAACAGCAGUCACAGCAUCAUCUAAUUCGGCAAACGCAUCACUGCCUAUAACAGUCGGUCAAACCAUAAGCAAAGAUAUAAUAGCGCCCGUUGACCCCGCAGGUCUAUUUCAAUAUGGAUUCCCUGGUCCAGUCGCAGAUCUGGCCACUAGAAAUGCGUUAAUAUCUUCAUUCGACCGAAGACUUCGAAAUCCUUCUUGGGUUGCGGAACAUAUAACGCCUGCAUCCCUCGCCGUCUCCAAUGGCGAUCGCAAACACUCCUACUUUGUCGAAGACCCCGCUGUCCCUGAAAAAUUCCGUGGUAAAUUAAAAGAUUACCUCCACUCUGGCUACGAUCGCGGUCACCAAGUUCCUGCGGCAGACGCAAAAUGGAGUCAAGAUGCCAUGAACGAUACUUUUUUCCUCACAAACAUGUGCCCGCAAGUAGGAGAAGGAUUUAACCGCGAUUAUUGGGCGCAUUUUGAGGAUUUCUGCCGUAGACUUACGACUCGAUAUCCGAGUGUUAGAAUUGUUACUGGACCUUUAUAUUUACCGAAACGAGAUCCGGCGGAUGGGAAAUGGAGGGUGACUUAUGAGGUUAUUGGGAAUCCACCCAACAUCGCUGUGCCGACACAUUUCUACAAGGUUAUAUUUGCGGAAGAUGGUACUACGGCGGGUCCAGUAGCAGUUGGUGCAUUCGUAUUGCCUAAUGCGAGGAUACCGAAUGAGAAGCCGUUGACGGAUUUUGAGGUACCGGUUGAGAUGGUGGAGAGAGCUAGUGGGUUGGAGUUCAUGACGAAGUUGCCGCCUCAAAGGAGGAAGAGAUUGUGCGAUGAUAUGAUGUGUGCGUUAGUCAUUAAGGACUACUCGGAUAGGCAGAAGGCGUUUGCAAAGGGUGGUGAGAGCAAACAAAUUCAAGCACCAACGAGGACGAGCCCGAGACAUUCUUCUUGA